Molecule: messenger RNA, 513 nt
Organism: Tetrahymena thermophila SB210
Lineage: Eukaryota; Ciliophora; Oligohymenophorea; Hymenostomatida; Tetrahymenidae
Product: transmembrane protein, putative
Exons: 2
Source: RefSeq, a predicted model, not a curated record
AUGGUUGAAAGCUUCAUUUAUAUAUAAGGAUAGCACUUCAAUCAAUAGUCAAUCAUCUACUAAAUUCUUUAUUAUCUCAUUCAUUUAUUUAUUAUUUAUUUUUUGUUUAUAAAAUAAUUAUUUUUAAAUAUAUAAGUAGUUUUUAUUCAAAGUAGCCUUCCUACCUAUUUAUAUCAGUCCAUAUUAGCUAUAUAAAUAUCUAUCUAUUUUUCUAUGUAUUUGCAUAGAAUGAUUGACGGAUGGAUCGAUGAAUGGAUUCAAGUAUGUGUUUUAAUGAAUAUGUCUUUUUUUUAAAGCAUGUAUUUUAUUUAUUUUUGUUUUUUGUUUGCUUCCAAAAUAUUUGUGAAUGAUUUAAUUAUGGAUAAAUAAGCUUUUGAUUGUUUUUAAUUAUUCUUAGCUAUCUAUUUUACCAAUCUUAUUUUGUUUGUUUAUUUGUUUUAUUUUUUUAUAUAUUUGUUUGUUUGUUAAUGGCAUUUUUAUGAAGACUUUUUUGAUUUUUUUUACUUUGUUUGA